Messenger RNA from Melampsora larici-populina 98AG31, 1903 nucleotides. RefSeq lists its product as uncharacterized. Bases 162 to 1634 code for a protein of 490 amino acids. NCBI's taxonomy places the organism in Eukaryota, Fungi, Basidiomycota, Pucciniomycetes, Pucciniales, Melampsoraceae. The transcript has 7 exons. The record is from RefSeq and is a predicted model, not a curated record.
AUCCCAAAUCUUUUUUGAUCCUUCGAAUAUCUCUUCAACAUCAAGAUCUCUUGUCAGCCUUUCCACAACCUUUCAAUAUCCUCUCUUGCUUAGAGUGCAGAUCAACUUCGAAUAUCAAGAAAUAUAACUUUUCAUCUUCUCUUAAGAAACACCCAGACAUCAUGAGCCUCAACUCUGACUCUUCUUCUUCCUGUUCGUCAUUUUUUUCCACAACCUCGAGCGAUGAGGAAGUGACUCGGUACUCGGUAAUCGAGGAGAGCGCCGCGUGCACGAGUAUUCCCAUCUACGGUGCCUUACCCGACAGUCAGCGCGGUCCAUCAGCUUCUUCUCAUCGCGUCGAAAGGUGCAACUCAGCACCUGCCGAGCUUUCUCGACCUGUCCGACAUGAUAUUUCUCAGGCUCAGGCUCAGGCUCAAUCCGAAUCAACUUCUCAGCCGGAUUUGAGCCUUAUAUCAAUCUUUGGGAAUCGAGCAUAUUUGUGUCCAGAAGAUUUCGAAGCUGAUAAAUCUGAUGUUGAAACUUCGAGAUCUUUCUGCACUGACGACUCGGACAGAACAGCCACAAGCAGUUCUGACCAGACCCACCCCUCUGGAGCGGCAACACCUGACGAUGUAUCAUCCUCCUUGACCGGCUCCAAGGUUGAUAAAUUCUUCGACGACGAUGUAACCUUCCCUGCUCCUCCAGCCAUAGUCGAAGGGUCCUAUUUCCCCCUAUCAGAAGAAGUGAAAUGGGAAGACUGGGCUCGACGGAGAAUAUUAAAGAUGAUCGAGAGAGAGCCUUGCGGGGACCACAUUCACGACGUCAAAGCUUCUGCCUUCCCUCAUGCUAUCAUGCAAGAUGUCAUCAAAUGGUUGAUUAAUUUUGAGCAUUGCUUCACGCGAUAUCCGAACCUGAAUCUUCCUACCAGACACCGAGCCAUCAUGCUCUUUUGCCGCUUUUGCUCACUAGCAACUGUACAAACCGAAACCGAAGAACCCAAAGUCAUAGCCCACAAAAUUGGCGUGGCUUGUCUAGCACUGGCUUGUAAAGUCGACGUUGAUUCCCUGAGACCAUUGACUGUGGUCCAGUUGAAACUGUGGGCAGAGUGUGUACUGCGUGCUGGAUGGGUUGCUGUAUCUUCGCAAGAACUUCGUGCAUUACUGUCAACGAUCUUGCAGACGUUGUCUUAUCAGGUCACAUUCCCGACUCCAUGCGACUUUCUCGCUGAGCUCGUAAUUGCGGUACCGAUGCUGGAUAGCUUGACGAAUCAUUGCUUAGAAGACUGGGAGAUUAUUGGUGAAGAGUUCAGCUUGACAUAUGACCACGCAUUUCGUCAUCCGGAGUAUCUCCAUCAUCGCACCGCCGUCUUGACAGUUGCCAUCGUGUUGCUCAGUCUGGAUGAAUGUAUAUUUGAUCAUCCAGGUCCACGAACUAACGCGCGUGGGCUAGCUUGGUGGAGGGGUGAUGAUGGAAUCUGGACAAGAACAAGGGAAAAAGAUUCACUGGAACCAACACACUACAAUCUUGCUAGCGAUGUGGAGGAGGGAAGCUGGGUUACCCUGAUCAGAGAGGUCAUCAAGACAUCAAUAUGUGAGAUCAUGGGCUUGGAUGAGAGUGAAGUAGAUCGGUGUAAACAGUGGUGUGUUGCUCUUUGAGUGGGUGGAUAUUCAUUUGUUCAGUGGAGGGCCGAUAAGCUACGAUUUUUUCUAAUCAAUUCAUCAAUAAGUCAAUCAUUACCAUAUAUUAAUAAUCCAGUGAAUUUUGCUGAUGCAAAAAGAUGACAAUCGUAGUGAGUGUCCUCUGAUCAGCUGAUAUGCUGAAUUGAACAUACCUUGUGAUUCACAAAGAUAUGGGCCUGAUCCAACAAUUUGUGGAUAUACCAUUGGUUUCAAGAGCUGCUAUGCAAUGUGCCUUUGUUGAUACU